This is a messenger RNA of Aureobasidium subglaciale EXF-2481, 1419 nucleotides long. RefSeq lists its product as uncharacterized. Bases 1 to 1419 code for a protein of 472 amino acids. Gene Ontology annotation, biological process: tetrahydrofolate biosynthetic process. Gene Ontology annotation, cellular component: mitochondrial envelope. Lineage: Eukaryota; Fungi; Ascomycota; Dothideomycetes; Dothideales; Saccotheciaceae. The record is from RefSeq and is a predicted model, not a curated record. Gene Ontology annotation, molecular function: dihydropteroate synthase activity; 2-amino-4-hydroxy-6-hydroxymethyldihydropteridine diphosphokinase activity. The transcript is spliced from 3 exons.
AUGUCUACUGGUAGCCAAGGAACUCGGAGAGCGUAUAUCGCCCUUGGGAGCAACGUAGGCGACAGACUUGACAUGAUCGAGAAAGCGUGUCUGGCCUUGGAUCAAGAGUCUGGGAUCAAGGUCACGCGAACAAGUUCUCUUUACGAGACUGAGCCGAUGUAUGUUGAGGACCAGGCUCGGUUCCUCAAUGGCGCCUGUGAAAUAGAAACCACACUGGAACCAAUGGCUCUCCUGGAUAGACUCCAAUAUAUCGAGAACGAUCUAGGGCGUGUGAAGCUCAUCGACAAAGGGCCCCGAAGCAUUGACCUAGAUAUAUUGCUCUACGAAGAUGAAGUGAUUGACACCGAACGGUUGAAGAUCCCGCAUAUUCUGAUGCUGGAAAGAGAGUUUGUGCUUCGUCCGCUUUGCGAACUUUGGGUCUCAUUCUAUCUCAGCAUUAUCCCGGACACGAUACCGUCAAUUGGCCAAGCACGUGUACCUCUAGCGCAGAGUUUACGCAAGCUAGCAUCUUCUCUGUCAACGCCCGUAUCAACCACAACAAGCAUGGGAGAAAAUACAUUCUCGAUACGUGCACUAGAAAAUACACGACCUACGCAUGUCAUGUCCAUCCUUAACACAACGCCCGACUCGUUUUCGGACGGCGGUCAGAACUCACCGACGGACGAAACAGCACUCCGGAACACCGUAUCAGCGCAUAUAAGAGCGGGUGCUACUAUCAUCGACAUAGGUGGACAAUCGUCUCGGCCCAACGCUCCCGAUGUGACAUCGGAAGAAGAAAUUCAGCGCGUCCUUCCUGCCAUCAAGAUCAUCAAGUCUCUACCAGAAGGAUCCAAUAUUUGCAUCAGCAUCGACACCUAUCGUGCAAAAGUAGCUGAGAAGGCCAUCGAGGCAGGAGCGCACAUAAUCAACGACAUAUCUGGAGGUCUACUGGACGCGAAUAUGCUCCCCACAGUCAGUCGUCUAGGCUGUACUGUGUGCUUGAUGCAUAUGCGCGGCACUCCGGCGACCAUGACCAGCGCAGAAAACUGCUCUUAUCCAGAUGGUCUGAUACCAACUAUAGCCAAAGAACUCUUAGAUCGCGUCCGGGCAGCAGAAGAGGCUGGCAUUCGUCGCUGGCGUAUAGUGCUUGACCCAGGUAUCGGGUUUGCGAAAACGACCGAACAAAACCUGGAGAUUCUCAGGAGCAUGAACGAGCUCAGGAGUUGGCCUGGCUUGGUAGGCCUCCCCUGGCUCUUGGGUAGUAGCAGAAAAGGCUUCAUCGGAAAGAUCACUAAAGUGAAAGAAGCGAAGCAGCGCACAUGGGGUACGGCUGCAACAGUAGCAGCAGCGGUCCAGGGUGGAGCAGAUAUUGUGCGUGUGCACGAUGUGGACGAGAUGGUCAAGGUGACCAGGAUGUCUGAUGCGAUCUGGAGAGCAUAG